Messenger RNA from Lolium perenne, 1894 nucleotides. RefSeq lists its product as uncharacterized. The record is from RefSeq and is a predicted model, not a curated record. Gene Ontology annotation, molecular function: ADP binding. NCBI's taxonomy places the organism in Eukaryota, Viridiplantae, Streptophyta, Magnoliopsida, Poales, Poaceae.
CAAGUAUCUUUGCAGCCACGCAAGAUAUAAGAGAAAAGAAUAACAUGGCUCCAAUGGACAGUAAGGCGAUGACUCAGAACGUGUGAGUCCUCAGACAAGUUCGAGAUAUACAUAGCUUCUCCCAUCUCCAUAUUGACCCGUUGCGCUACCACAUUGCUCAAGAAGCCCCAAGGACUGGGGUGGGGCUUCUCAAACACAAUUACAUGGAGGUAAUAUUUUCUGCUGCUAUGGGUGAGCUUGCCAGUAGAUCCAUGUCUUUCCUCGUGGACAGAUACCUGAGGCAGAAGGUAGCGCCAACCGAGGAGGAGCGGCUCCACAGCCUGCAACGACUGCUACUGCGGCUUCACAUCAUCAUCGAGGAGGCAGAUGGUCGGCUCAUCACAAACCAGGCCAUGUUGCACCAGCUCAGCAUAUUGAAAAAGGAGAUGUACAGGGGAUAUUACACCCUCGACGUAUUCAGUUGCCGAACCCAUGGAGAAGACAGGACAAAGGAUCAUCAAGUCAAUAAUUCCUUUGCGCUCUCUGUGUUCAACCCUGCCAAGCGUGUACGUUUCUGCAGUGGCAACAGUGAAGAUGCAGCGCAGGCUGAGCUGCUGGAGCACGUUCUUGGCAGCAUAAGAAAUACCAUUGAAGAUGUAAGUGAGUUUGUAAUGUUUCUAUGCAGAUGCCCACGUUUGCACCGUCAACCAUACAACAUGUAUCUGCUGCUGGACAAGUGCAUGUUUGGACGCCAGAUGGAGAUGGAACAUAUCAUGAACUUCCUGUUGCAAGCGGAAAGGGCUCCCAGUGCCGCUGAAAAUCCAUCCGUCCUGCCGAUCAUCGGUCCCAUGAGAGUUGGAAAGAGCACCCUUAUCGAGCAUGCUUGCAACGAUGAAAGGGUGCGCAACCAUUUCUCCCAGAUUUUGUGUUUCAGUGGCGAUGACCUUAAAGAUGCAAGUUUAGAGACCCUAAGAGAUGGAGGUAGAAUCAAGCAUCAAAACUGUGGUAUGGGGAAUGGAAGGACACUGAUCAUCAUUGAGCUAGUUCUGGAUAUUGACGAGUCUGUAUGGAAAAGGUUGUAUUCAGCCGCGAAAAGCUGCAUCGUGAGUGGCAGUAAGAUCAUAGUCGCGAGCCGAUCCGACAAGAUCGCAAGUUUUGGAACCACACAGCCCAUCAGAUUACACUUCUUUACAGAAGAAGCAUACUGGUACUUCUUCAAGGUGCGUACUUUUGGGAGCACGAGGGUGGAGGACCACCCGAAGCUUGCAGCCAUGGCCAUGGAGAUGGCCAGGCUGAUGGAUAGGUGCUUCAUGGGUGCAGCCAUCUUCAGUGGAUUACUGAAAGCAAACUUUAGCCCCCGUUUCUGGAGCAUGGCCCUUGCAACCCUCAGGAAUAUCAAGCAGAAGAACAUCUUGUUGUAUGGCGAACGUUUUUCUGUUAAUUGGGAGUUUGAGGAGCCGGUAUAUCUUAGGAGAGCAAAUAAAACUUCUUCUGAAUGUUAUGUAACUCACGCUGAUUACCAAACAUGUUCUCCUGAAGCUGAACCUGAAGGUCCAGAGAUGAUGAGCGUGCAAGACCUUUACUUUGGAAGGGUUAGACCUCGAGGAAAUUUCAAGGUCCGUGCAUGGACAUCUCACCUGCCGCCUCACUACAGUUACAUGUUGCACUGUGGGAUACAAGCGCUUCCAGAAGAGUAGCAACCUAGUUAAUUGUCUAGUUUUUUCAUUUGUUCACUCAUGUUGCUCAGAAUUGAAUUGCUUGGAAGAACACAGUUUCUUUCAAGCAUUCAUCCAUGUUGCUGGGAAUUGAAUUGUGAAAAAGAUGUGUGAAGACCUUACAGGGUUUCAGUCUUGCAGAUCAAUUGUGGAAAAAGAUGUUGUUUAGACCUUACAGGGUUUCAGUCUUGCAGAUCAAC